Molecule: messenger RNA, 2344 nt
Organism: Yamadazyma tenuis ATCC 10573
Lineage: Eukaryota; Fungi; Ascomycota; Pichiomycetes; Serinales; Debaryomycetaceae
Source: RefSeq, a predicted model, not a curated record
AUGAGAAGAGUAAUAGCGUGUGAAUAUUGCAGAAAGAGAAAGAGCAAAUGUAUUCAUAGCGGCUACCCAGCACUGACCAUUGAACAACUGAACAAGAAGAGGCGAGUGGCACUGAUUCCGGGUGUUCAAGGUGAAAAAAGCAGUUCGGAGCUGCCAAAAACAACGGUAGUAGCACCAAGACCACCCAUUUCAGUCUACAUCCCUAGUGUUAAGGACUCAGUGGUGCUAAAGAAUGUGUUCACUAACAUUAAGAAAUGGUUUCCUGAGCUUCUCUUUCUUCAUCUUCCGUCGCUUCAAUUGGGAAAAGCUGAACCGGUAGUAUUGAACGCCCUUUUGGCGUUGUACAACUGCAUCAAAGAUGAGCUGGAGGACAUCGAUGGGCUUGGUAUCAACAAUUUCGACGUCUACUACAAUCGUGCGGUGCUAGAACUAUCGACCCCGACGUUGAUCUUCGAGAGUCCUACGUUGGAAGCGGUUGAAUCGCUUUUGAUAUUGACGAUGUUGGACUGGCAUCGUGAUAACCACUAUAAAAGUCGUAUGAUGAUCGGGAUAGCGUCCAGUAUGGUGGAGUCAUUUGACCGCUUAUUGAAGCGAGGCGACGACUUGGAGCUGGGGUUAGAUAACGACAGUGCUUUCAACUCGGAAAGAGUGCUACGGAUCUUCUGGAGCUGUUUUAUCAUUGAAAGAGUGAUUUCGGGAGGCAGAGACAGAAACUCUUCUCUCAACUUCCUAAACGUGUAUUCGGUGUCACUCCCUGUAUGUGAAGAGAAGUUCUUGUACAUGAACUCAGUGAACAGUGUUGCUGAAAGUCGAUUGGAGACGUUGGGAAGCUUCAACCAGCUUACGUUUCCUGAAAAUGAGAACAACAGUGGUAGUUUCUUGAUUAGGUUAUACGAACUCUGGGGGAAAAUCAUGAACUUUCUAGUCAAGGGUGGAAGAAGAACAUAUAGAGAUCCACCUUGGAGCGAAAAGUCGGUGUUUUAUUUGAUUAAGGCAAAGCUUUAUGAGUUUUAUACCAAAUUACCCGAGUGCUGGAAAUGGUCUAGAGAACGAUUUCAUGUCCAUACGCUCAGGGGCUCGGAAAAUGAGUUUGUUAUGGUCAACAUUCUCUACAACUUGUGUCUUGUCUGCCUCUCUAGAGAAUACGUCCCGUUUUUUCCCCAUUCCAACGAUAAGCCUGUAGGGCCAACUGAAUCUCCAAUUUUACCUGCUCCACCAGAUCCAGAGUUCUGGAAUAAAAACUCCUUAUUGAAGUUUGAUAGUGCAAGAGCCUUAAUCUCGAUCAUCAGGUGUGCUGAAGAAGAUGAAACUUGUGGAAUCAAGUCUCCCUUCUAUGCUUAUUGCAUCUAUACAGCCGCGUUAUCGGCAUUCUACGGAAGCUCGUUCCACUGGAUGGAUCCCCAUGCUUCCCAAUAUAUCGGGGAUCCUGAGUACGACUUCUCCAUCACAGGAAUGCAAAUGAUGCAAAUUUUGUCGGAAAAGUCCAAGAAAUCCUCCAUUUCCUUAUCAUGGGUCAACACUGCGUACUUGGUAUGUGACUUGUACAAGGCAAUUUCAAAUAAUAGAGAGAAGGCCAUAGAGCUACAGUUGGGAAGAAACUCUCUUCGCCGGUUGGAAGACUCCAUUCAAAUGACCAAUACGGGCCAUGAUACUGAAGAGAGCAGAGAAUUGAUAAAUGCUGUCAACACUGGGGGCUCGGGAAAAGGUGUUACCCCAUCAGAACUUGGGGGCGAUAAUGAAACUCAGGCGGACUUCUUCGUCAUGUCCCAAGAUUUUCUCCUUUCGGGUAAUGAUAACGAUCAGGUAGAGUUCCUCGCGAGGAUUCUCAAGGAGAUGACGGAAUAACCUGACUGAUCGGGUUUCGCGUUUCGCGUCUCGCGAUACAAAAACCGUUAUCUCUUAUCGAUGCUCAGAUUUUCAGUCGCUGACGUACAAUCUAAAACGGCUAUAUCUAAUGCUCUGAAUAUUUAUAGAUACGCUGGGAUCCUGAUAUUGCACAAGCAAGUAAAACAAAUACUAUGUCUUUAUUAAGUAAAUGGAAAGAAACUGAUAUCUUCAAGGAAAUCACUCCCCGGAUGAUUUUCAUCGCCUUUUCGGCAUCAUUGGCAGCGAUGAACGCUGGUUACGAAGGUGGAUAUUUUUCAACCAUUCUUGUUAACCAAUUUUUCCUUGGAAAAUACGGCCACUACACGGAAGCGGCUGGAGUCAAGACUCUUGACAGUGAGUACCAGAGUGUCGGUUCUGGUUUGGGAAGUGCUGGUACUAUGUUGGGUGCUGUUUUCUUUACGCCUAUUGGUGAGAGAUUCGGAAGAAAAUGGGCUAUUUUUGGUGCUGCUGUCAUCAG